AUGGGUCACCUGCAAUGGCAUGGGCAUUCUAAAACUACUCAUCAGUGUUCUUUUUAUAGUCCAAUCACUGUUAGUGCACAAGAUAAAACUAUAAGUAGUGUAUCUGAGCAUGGGGAAGAUACUGAAGGUGUUCAAUUGGUUCUCAGGCUCCACCAGAAGGUAAACGAAAUGGAAAAAGAAAGAAUCGAGUUGCAGAAACAAGUGGAAGAGAGCAGUACAAUCAGCUGCAACUUGAAGUUGACAGAUGGCGAGAGGAAUGCAUUCAGUUACACAGUUCUUCAAGAAAAACUAGAUUUAGCUAAAGAGGAACUUUCACAAUGCAAGAACAGCUUAAAAUUGCAAACUGAAGUGCUGAAGGAUGCAGGGUCAACUAUCUACACCAUCGAAAAAGUUACUAAGAAAGGCCAUGAUGAUAUUGAUAUAAUGGUUUUGUGGCUUUCAAAUACUGUGAGACUUCUGCAUAAUCUGAAACAGUAUAGUGGAGACAAAACAUUCCAAACUGAAAACACAUCACUACAGAAUGAACAGUGUCUACAGAAUUUUGAUCUCACUGAAUACAGAGAAGUUCUUUCAGAUACAGCUGUAGAAAUCUACCAGAGUCUUGCUGGGCACAUACAAGAAAAGAUACAGCCACUGGUGGUGCCAGCUACUCUUGAACAUGAAGAAAUAAGUGGCUUGACAAGUCAGAGAGUUAGUGGAAAGAGAGGAAGAGCUGUGUUGUCAUCAUGGGAUUCUGAGCCAUUUUUGGGUGUACGGAAGUCAUUGGAUGCACUCUUGCAGGAACUAAAUUAUAUCUAUAAAAUUAUGGGGAACCAUGGUGUUGACCCAGAACUUACUGUCCAGAUAUUUCGGCAGGUAUUCUACUUCAUCUGUGCCAUUUCAAUGAAUAACCUACUGCUCCGAAAGGAUUUGUGUCAUUGGAGUACAGGAAUGCAGAUAAGAUAUAAUCUAUCACAUCUUGAACAGUGGUGUCGUGACAUGAGACUACAGUAUACUGAUGUGCCAACCACAUUACAGCCCAUAAUUCAGGCUGCCCACUUGCUACAGGCUCGUAAGCUGGAUGAAGAUGUUCAGCAUGUAUGCAAUAUGUGUGAUAAACUUUCAAUGUUGCAGAUAAUCAAAAUACUCAAUCUGUAUACAACCAUUGAUGAAUCUGAAGAAUGUGUUCCUGUCAGCUUUAUUUGUAGAAUACAGGCCAAGCUCCUGGAAAGAAGUGAACCUCAGAAACAGGCCACAUUGCUGAUGGACACAAAAUUCAUGUUCCCAGUAAGAUUUCCUUUCAAUCCAUCAAAAAUCAAGCUUGAAGAUAUAGAAGUACCAGAGGUGUUGAACCUACCAAUGCUAAAGAAAGUUUAA
Molecule: messenger RNA, 1356 nt
Organism: Schistocerca americana (American grasshopper)
Lineage: Eukaryota; Metazoa; Arthropoda; Insecta; Orthoptera; Acrididae
Product: unconventional myosin-Vb-like
Exons: 10
Coding region: 1-1356 (451 amino acids)
Molecular function (GO): GTPase binding
Source: RefSeq, a predicted model, not a curated record